AUGGUGGACCUGGCAGACAGCCCGGCCCCCGCGGAGCUGCGGAAGCGGGCGCUGGUGACCUUCAACGCUCGGGUGAAAGGCGGCCGGUGCUGCGAUGCGGCCACGCAGACAGCGCCGGCCAUCACGCUGUCCAAGAUGUACGGAGGCAUCGUGCCCCACUACGUCCAGCGGGAGCUGGCGCGGCUGCGGCAGGAGAACCAGCUGCUGCGGUACCGCAUCGCCUCGCUGGCCAUGUCCCAGCCUCAGCGGAGCCCAGUGCGGCACCAGGCCACGCAGACCGCCCCGGCGCUGACCUUCUCCACGGGCCGGGUGGGGGGCCACUCGGCCGUCUCCAUGACGCGGCUGCCGCGGUCCACGCACCAGGUGCCGGCCGCGGCCUUCGAGGCGCCGCCGGAGCUGCAGCUGCUGGAGGCGUCCAUUGUGGCAUUCGUGCGGUCCGUGGAAGUUCAGACAGAGAGCCAGGCCUCUUACCGCAGAGCUGUCAUUGCAAACUGCAAGCGGGUGGCCCAGGCGGUGUGGCCCCGCUGCUCCCUGGAGCUCUACGGGUCCUACGCCUCCGGCCUGGGGCUCAGCAGCGGCCUGGACCUCCUGCUGAAGGUGCACCCCUCGCACGGUUUCAGUGUGGCGGAGCCUGCGGAGGAACAGGUGCUGUCUCCCAUCGACGAGGACGAGGAGCAGCUGCGGCAGCGGAACUUGGAGGAGGUCUCGCCCGCCCACUCGGCGCGGGUGCGGGGCACCCACUCGGGCUGGCAGCAGCAGCUCAGCGACCGCCUCGCCAAAGAGAAGUGGGUGGUCAGCGACUCCAUCCGAGUGGCCGCCCACGCCGCCAUCCCGGUGCUCUCCUUCGCAGCGGCGCCCGAGGUGAAGCGUGUGAGCAGUGAGAGCGAGCAGUUCAUGCCCUGUUCCACUCGGGUGGACAUCUGUCUGCACGAUGCCGGGCACAGGGGCCUGCGGAGCAAGGCGCGGGGCCGAGCGGCCGAGGGCCCGCCGGAAAGUCUAAGAGAUGUGUCGCCUGCCCGACGAUGUGCGCGGAAGACCCGGAAGAUGAAGUCUGUGUUGAUGCCCAAGGAGCAGCAGCAGAGUGGACUGCGCAGCGGCUCGGAGCAUCGUCGCAGCGGGCCAGGCCAGUUUGAUGGAGGUGACUCGGAAGCGAUGGCAGAGGAGGCUCUUGCAGAGGCAGAGCGCACAGGGCUGAAGCUGGACAAGAAGUUUCCCACGUUGACGAUGAGGUGGACCAACAAGGAUGUGAUCCAGUACAUGCGCCACCAUCCUGGCCCAUGGGGUGCAGUGGAGUUCCAGACCUACUCGGGGUCUAGCAACACGCCAUUCCUCUUGGCAUCCAAGCAAGUUCACUUCGGCGGCGGGCGCCUGGUGUCCUAG
Effrenium voratum is the source of this 1380-nucleotide messenger RNA. The record is from the annotation of a GenBank genome assembly. Lineage: Eukaryota; Dinophyceae; Suessiales; Symbiodiniaceae.